AUGAAACAUCUUCAACAGCCUUUAACAGUCGAGAACAACAGACGCUGGCCAGACGGAUAUUAUUCAUUUUGUUUUGAGAAUCACUCUCGUUCACAAGUCUGCGGUUUGUUGUGGAGAGUCUUGAUAUUGAAUAUUUAUAUUUGUGUUUUAAUUACUUUGUUAUUGAAAUCAGAUAUUAUGGCGUUGAAGUUCCCUCACGAAAUAAAAAACGUUACAGACGAAGAGGAUAAACUUAUAAAGAAAUAUUAUAAAGAUUAUAUAAGGCCCUUCAUCCGCGUGGGGCCUGCGGGGUACAUAUCACCGGCAGGCUACGGCGAACACGCUUCAGAAAUCUAUAACCUGGAGGUCAGACCUGACGAUAUUUGGAUCACCCCGUUCUCCCGAUCAGGAACCACAUGGGUCCAGGAAUUAGUGUGGCUUGUGACAAACAACCUUGAUUUCGAGACCGCACGCUCUGUCCCGCUCGUCAAGAGAUACGCAUUCAUAGAAUAUCCAACUCUAAAAGCAGAGAAUCGGGCAGAUUUAAGCACGCCUGGGAACAGAGCGACCUACGAGGACUUCAAAACUGUGGCGAGUGUGAAAUCGCCGCGAUAUCUCAAAUCACAUUUACCGUUGUCCUUGCUCCCACCACAACUUCUUGAUACAGCCAAAGUGAUCUACGUCGCUCGGGAUCCUAGAGAUGUGGCGGUGUCGUUCCAUUUCGCACACAUACUAUUCCACUAUUUCGACAAAAGCAUGGAGUUCAAGGAGUUCUGGAACCUCUUCCGGAAAGAUUUGAUCUUGCGCACUCCUAUUUUUCCCCACAUAAUAGAAGCAUGGGAAAAGCGCAAUCACCCGAACAUGAUGUUUUUGUUUUACGAAGAAAUGCAAAAUGACCUUCGCAGCGUCGUAGAGCGGGUCUGCAAGUUUCUGGGCAAGGAAUACAGUGACGAGCAAAAGCAGAAGUUAGUUGAACACCUCAACUUCAGCAACAUGAAGAAAACCCGUGUGGUUAGCACUGAAGAAGGUGGAGACAGCGAGCUAACUUUUUUCAGAAAAGGUAAAUCUGGCAAUUGGGUUCAAUACUUUGACGAGGAGAUGCAAAAAGAAGCUGAAGAAUUUAUGGAAAAGAACCUUAAAGAGACUGAUUUGCGAUUCCCUGAAGUAAAAUAA
Messenger RNA from Arctia plantaginis, 1152 nucleotides. The record is from the annotation of a GenBank genome assembly. NCBI's taxonomy places the organism in Eukaryota, Metazoa, Arthropoda, Insecta, Lepidoptera, Erebidae.